AUGUCAGAGGAAAGGAUGACGGAGAGGUCCAAUCAACUGAAGGAGAAAAUAAUCGGGUUAUUUUCAUGCGGUACCAUAGUUGAGCAACUGAACCUUGUAGACACACUACAACACCUAAGCGUAGAUCAUCAUUUUCAUGAACAAAUUGACUCCACAUUAAGAAGCACUCAUGCUGGUGAAUUCAAUAGCUCCAGCCUUCAUCAUGUCGCCCUUCGGUUCCGCAUACUGAGGCAGCAAGGCUUUUGGGUGUCUCCAGAAAACUACAAAACGUAUGCAUGCAAUUAA
Molecule: messenger RNA, 285 nt
Organism: Triticum turgidum subsp. durum (durum wheat)
Lineage: Eukaryota; Viridiplantae; Streptophyta; Magnoliopsida; Poales; Poaceae
Source: the annotation of a GenBank genome assembly